UAUUCAAAUCAAAAAAUUGAACACACUGCGGCUAAUCAAUAUUUAUCCAAGAAGAAAGCAACAGUCAUCAAUGGAUUGUUCUGAGCCAUCUUCAUCUAGAGCUGGCAGUUCUGAACCACAAAGCAUGGAAUUUUCGGAUGAAAUUCAAUGGCGAUUUUCUCAAAUAAAAGGAAAUAUUGAAACGGAUGAUGCGCCAACUGACGCAGAUAUAAUCUCCUGUGUUGAAUUUUCUCAUGAUGGUGAAUUGCUCGCAACUGGAGAUAAAGGGGGCAGAGUAGUUAUUUUUCAACGUGAUCAAAGUGGUGUUUAUUUAAACGGUGUAAGAACUAGUGAAUACAAUGUUUACUCAACAUUCCAAUCGCAUGAACCUGAAUUUGACUAUUUAAAGUCUUUAGAAAUUGAAGAAAAAAUAAAUCAAAUAAAAUGGAUGAAAAAGAAAAAUGCCGCAAAUUUUAUAAUUUCAACAAAUGUAAAACUAUGGAAAAUAUCAGAAAGAGAACGAAAAAUGGCGGACGGUGGAUAUAAUCUGCGAUAUGAUGAUGGGACCCGAAGGCUCAUAAGUGGUUCACCGCUUCAAUUACCAAUGCUAGUCCCAAUGGAACUUAUUGUAGAAGCAUCACCUAGAAGGGUUUAUGCAAAUGCACACACAUAUCAUAUCAACUCAAUCAGCAUCAAUUCAGACCAAGAAACAUUUAUUUCAGCUGAUGAUCUUCGAAUAAAUUUGUGGAAUCAUGAAAUAACAAAUCAGAGCUUUAAUAUUGUGGAUAUAAAACCAACAAAUAUGGAGGAAUUGACUGAGGUAAUAACAGCCGCUGAAUUUCAUCAACAACAUUGCCAUCUUUUUGCAUAUAGCUCUUCAAAGGGAAUUAUACGUCUUUGUGAUAUGCGGGACGGCGCUCUAUGUGAUGGACCAGCAAAAAUAUUUGAAGAAAAAGAAGAUCCAGCAGCCCGUUCCUUCUUCUCUGAAAUAAUAUCCUCAAUAUCUGAUGUAAAAUUUUCUAGAAGUGGAAGAUAUUUGUUAACAAGAGAUUACCUCACAGUCAACGUUUGGGAUUUAAAUAUGGAAAAUAGACCAGUCGAAACUUACCAUGUGCAUGAUUGUUUACGCUCAAAACUUUGUACACUUUACGAAAAUGAUUCGAUUUUUGAUAAAUUUGAAUGUAGUUGGAGUGGAGAUGACAGACAUGUCAUUACCGGCUCUUACAACAACCACUUUCGCACUUUUAAGCGAAAUUCCCAUGUUGAAUCAACCUAUGAAGCUAGUCUAGAAUUGUGUAAACCUUUCAGACAACCGCGAUUUGCUAAUUCAGACUUUACCAGUUCAGGAGGUAAAAAAAGUGGAAAUUCAGCAAAAACAAUUCCGGGUAGAAAACGGAAAGAAGAAAUUAGUGCAGAUUAUUUGGAUUUUAAUAAAAAGGUUUCUUUUAAUUUUAUUUUAUUGGGGAUUUUAAUUUCGAACAUUUUAUGGGUAAUUCGCAAAAAAUAUUCUAUUAAGUUCUGA
Messenger RNA from Meloidogyne enterolobii, 1501 nucleotides. Lineage: Eukaryota; Metazoa; Nematoda; Chromadorea; Rhabditida; Meloidogynidae. The record is from the annotation of a GenBank genome assembly.